Exophiala mesophila is the source of this 1491-nucleotide messenger RNA. RefSeq lists its product as uncharacterized. Lineage: Eukaryota; Fungi; Ascomycota; Eurotiomycetes; Chaetothyriales; Herpotrichiellaceae. Gene Ontology annotation, molecular function: transmembrane transporter activity. Gene Ontology annotation, biological process: transmembrane transport. The coding region runs from base 1 to 1491 and encodes 496 amino acids. The transcript has 2 exons. The record is from RefSeq and is a predicted model, not a curated record.
AUGACGGAUGAGAGCAAGACUGAGACCGAAGUAGUCUCUAGCAAGACGCCUGACCUCGAACACGCAUCAAGCAGUCAACUCUCGGAAGAUGCCAAGGUUAUAUAUUGGGAGGGAGGUGAGCAGGACCUUGAAAGACCACUCAACUGGAGCGGGAGAAAGAAAUGGGCCAACUUAUCAAUGGUGUCGCUGUUCACCUUCCUCACCCCAUUAGCAUCCUCAAUGGUGGCCCCCGGAGUGGCGUCUAUUAUGAAUGAAUUUCAGUAUUCAAAUCAGACAGUGUCUGCAUUUGUCGUGUCAAUAUAUAUCUUGGGCUACUCGGUUGGCCCUCUUUUUCUGGCGCCUUUGUCAGAGAUGCAUGGCAGACUGCCAGUGUACCAUUCUUCUAACGUCAUGUAUUGUGUUUGGACGAUGGCGUGUGCCUUGUCGCCAAACGUGGCAAGUUUGUUGGUGUUUCGAUUCCUGGCUGGGGUUGCAGGGAGUUGUUCUUUGACUCUCAGCGCAGGGUCAAUCACUGACCUGAUCGUGACGGAAAAGCGUGGGGGUGCGAUCGCAGUCUUUGCGUUGGGACCGAUGCUAGGCCCUUGUGUGGGACCCGUGAUGGGUGGUUAUCUUUCUGAGUCUCCUGGAUGGCGGUGGGUUUUCUGGGUGCUCACGAUUGCGUCUGGUAUCUGCACGGUUUUGGCGAUGGUUGUCCAGAACGAAACUUACGAACCGAUUCUAUUGCAGCGACAUGUGGACAAGCUGCGUAAGCAGAGGCCCAACGAGCAGUUGCAAUCUCGACUGAAAUCUGUUCUCCCGGAAAAGGACUAUAUGUGGUUAUCGCUAGUACGACCUCUGCGCAUGCUGAUUUUUUCACCGAUUGUGUGCGUCUUUUCGGUGUAUAUGGGUAUUGUAUACGGAUACCUCUACCUCCUGUUCACAAGCCUACCAGGAGUGUUCCAGGAUUACUUUGGAUUCGGCACUGGAGAAGUAGGUCUCACCUAUCUCGGUAUUGGUAUCGGACUUCUCCUGGGCGUUGUGGUAUUUGGCGCCGUGUCGGAUCGAACGGUCAAACGACACGCAAAGAGGUUCAAUGGAGUUAUGAAGCCGGAAUCUCGUCUGUCGUUAUUGGUCCCUGCAUCUAUUCUGACACCGGCGGGAUUGCUCUGGUACGGGUGGUCCGCGGAAAGGCACCUGCAUUGGAUCAUGCCUAUUAUGGGGACAGCGCUGGUUGGGGCCGGCUUGGUUGCUUCGUUCAUGCCAAUUCAGACCUACCUCGUGGACUCAUUUCCCCAAUAUUCGGCAUCUGUGCUCGCAGCUGCCACGUUGUUGCGUUCACUAGCCGGUGCAUUUCUCCCUUUGGCUGGACCAGGCAUGUAUGAAGCAUUAGGAUAUGGCUGGGGAAGUACCUUGCUUGCUUUGGUUGCCCUUGCGAUGACACCAAUAAGCUGGGCGAUGUACAAACAUGGCGAAAAGGUGCGGACGCAUCCCAGGUUCCAGGUUCAAUUUUAG